AUGGGGAUCGCAGAGGCCUCGGCCGAGCAGGAGGAAUGCGAGGAAGCUAUUCGGCUUGAAGUUACGAGCAUUGAUUGCCCGCAACCUUUGCCCCCCGCCGCCAAGUUCUCCCGUGCUUCCGUUGCCUGGCACCUGACAAACAUGCCGUGGCUCGAUGUUUAUGCACUGGACAAACAUCUCUGUCGGAUUAAGACAGAGCCCGGCUGGACAGGUCGGGAGCUGAAAGAAGCGAUCGAGGAAGAAACUGGCUGGGACUACCUGGUGUGCACACAGCAGCUGGCCGUGGGUACCACGCUGAUAACUCACGAUCUCCAGCUGGACUCAGUGCUGACAGGCGACGCAGAGGCUUCGAUGACGCGGCUACCGGCUUUCACUGGAGACAGAAAAGCACUUGGGCUGGCGAUGCGGUCGUUGGAGAUCUUCCCCAUCGUGGCGAUGGAGCUGCCACCGCACGCGGUGCUCUUCGAUGCCUCGACUUGGCAGCAGUGGGAUGGAAUGGAGGCUGCGAGCAAAGAAGCCUACCGGGCCUAUCGAUCCGAAGAAGGCGAAGCUCCAGAGGUCUUGAAGCACCAGAAGUUCACGGCCGAGAUGCUGUCGAGUCCUUUAUGGUUUCCAUGGGAAUCCCUCGUAGGGAUUCCACACUCCGACGUGGCCGCUAUCCUCGCUCUACAGGCUUCAGCCUUCCUGAUAAGAGAUGGCCUCUGCUGGCUGGCUGCCGUGCUCCUACUGCAAAACGGCGAGCUACUGGCCACAACCGUCUAUGUGUACAAUUCCUUCGGACCGAUCCAGGACGGAAGCAUGGAGACUUCGGCCAGUUUGCGAGCAAAGUCUUGGGAGGAGCUCCGACGUUUGGAGCCCGGAUUUGCGGAGGCCAUGGCGCGGCGGGCGUCUUCGCAGUGGGGGAGACCGGAGGAGGCCUUGGCGGCGAAGCCGAGACCCAUCAUCGGACCAAGGCGGAUUGCCGGCCGUCAGAUUCCGGGCGGCUGGACUUGUGCUAGCUUCCUGCAAAACUGGAGGGCCGAGAUGGGGGAGAAGGAAUCGUUCAAUCCGGAAGACGUGCAGGGACUCCCGGCAUGGCCUGCGAUGCUCUUCGCCUCCCCCCUCCGGCCAGUACCGCGUGAAUUGCUCAAGGCCUGUGACGAAGCGGCGGAACACUUAGCAAAGUGGCACGAGUGUGUCCACGAGGUCAACCAAGUGUGUGGGGAUCCAGCCUGGGCAUUCGGCAAAGGCAAGGGCAAGGGCAAGGGUACACCAUCGUGUCAGCAGUCGUUUGCCAACGCUUUAAUGGAAAUCCGCAGCCGACUCUCCCACCGCCCGGAGUUUCAGAGCGUCUUGGCGAGGCUGGAAGAUUUCGCUUCGCCAGGGAAUACAUCCUACGAUCUUGAGUCCUUGGGCUAUGCCGCAGUGCAGGACUACGUGGUGGAUUCAGUCUUCGGGCCAAGCCACGAGAUCAUGUACGACGCUUGGGUUGCCGAGCGAGCCAAACAAGCCUACACCACCGGGGCGUGA
Molecule: messenger RNA, 1509 nt
Organism: Symbiodinium sp. CCMP2456
Lineage: Eukaryota; Dinophyceae; Suessiales; Symbiodiniaceae
Source: the annotation of a GenBank genome assembly